Messenger RNA from Clonostachys solani, 1929 nucleotides. The record is from the annotation of a GenBank genome assembly. NCBI's taxonomy places the organism in Eukaryota, Fungi, Ascomycota, Sordariomycetes, Hypocreales, Bionectriaceae.
AUGCCCGUCGUCAAGAUACCAUGCCUCCAGUGCAAGGGCGACGACCAGCAGCCGAAAUGCGGCCGUUGCGAGUCAAAGGGGCUGACCUGCGAGCGCCCAUCGAAGAAGACCGUGUUCCAUCAUGAUUCGUCUGCCAACUUUUCCAAGGAUCAGAAAUGGGUAAGCAGCCAGGCCAAAUUGUUCCAGUUCGACGCGCAUACGCCUGCGCCAGGUCCUGCGACUGCUUCCGCCGCAGCUUCAUCCCCAGCAUCGGGAUCAGGGGUAUCAGGGGCCGGACGUCCGGAUUCACGAGGCGCCGAUGAGCUAAGCUUGAGAGACCGCAUGUCGCAGGACCGAAGUCCUCUGUUCACCACCUCUGGCUCGGCAGAUUUGGGGUCGACGUGUGCAUCGGCGAGUCCCCUCUCUACUACCACCUCUGCUGCUACGCCAGCCAAACGCCGCAAGAUCGACAAGCCCCAGGAGCUUCUGACGCCGCGGGAGGAUACACAAGAGUAUGAUCACCCGCAUGAGCCUCACCCUGCAUGGAACGAGACUCUUCCACCGAUUGCAGAUGCCUUCGCCCCGUCCCCCACGUCAAAUAUGCUCUCGGGCACUGACCUUGCGCCCUUAUGGCCAUCCCACCCGGCCAAACCCUGGUCGGCUGCUCGGUCAGGCAGCAUUUCGCUACCACCACUGGUCCAAGGUCAGAGCGAGGAGUACCGACGGUUCCCGCUCGAGGAUCCCCAGGAAGCCUGCCUGAUGAGCUAUUACAUCUACGAGCUGGCACAUUGGCUUGACCUCGCUGAUCCUGAAAGACAUUUCGAGGUCGUGGUUCCAUUCCGCGCGCGCACGCAGCCACACCUCCUCAAUGCCAUUUUUGCUCUUGCGGCUCGACAUCUCAGCCGCAUGCCGCAGUUCAAGACGCCCCAGGGAGUUGUUUACUUUGGCCAGCUGCUACCAAAGCUCGACAGGCAUUCUUCUGUCGAGUACAUGCUUAGAUGUAUCCCCGCUCUGCGCCACUUCCACGACGCCCAAGACGAUGAGUAUCGAGACAGCAUCAUUGCGACGUGCGUGCUACUCCGUCAGCUGGAAGAGAUCGAUGAUGAAGAGGAUGGUGCUUCAGAGGACGGUCCCCCGCCCUUCACCGUUCAGCCAAUGCAAAAGCAGAUAAACUUCCUGCCCAUCAUCGAUGCGGUGCUGCGGAGCCCUCCGUCGCAGACGCUGUUUGGUCGCAGGAGCCUGAUCCGGGCGUCGUAUUGGAUGGCCCUGAGGCAGGAAAUUUUCCACUCGUUCACGCGGCGGCAGGCACCGCAGAUGAUCCUUGCUGCAGAUUACUGGUCCGGAGCAUCAAGCGCCAACAAGGCGGUCAUGCACACGGUGCAGGUUGUGAAGUGGCGAUGGGGUGAUGGAUCUGCUCAGGAAUGGAGUGAGUGCCCUACGCCGUGUGCUUCAUGGCAAUACGGACAGCGAGGAGAAACACAGCUGACAUGGUUUACUGCAGGUCGAUUGAUCAGGCAGCAAGAACAUCUAGAGCAGGACGUGCUCGUUGAUUUCCUCCCCAUCUUCCGCAGGCCAGCCGACAAGUCAAAAGGCGAGAUAUUCCCCACAGUCUGGUACGGCUCUACGAUCGAAGUCACGACAAUCCAGCAGGCUCUGAUGGCCAAGUCGGUGCUCGCUGCCGAGGACCCCUCUCUCAAAUCUGCGUCGGCUUCGCGCGCAGCUUGGAGGAAGAUGGAAAGCGAUGUCCGCGCACUGAUCCUCGAGCUCUGCGGCAUCAGCCUCUGCCAUCCGUCCUCUCCGCCUGCGAUCCUCAAUGCGACCUGCAUCAUCCAACUCUAUGGCGACUUUUUCACCGACCCAUACGAGCGCCAGGCACUCAAGCGCGUUGCUGAGAAAUACAGGGACGUGAACGCCUGGCCUUCACGGAAGCUGAUGGACAUGUUUGUUUGA